GCCGCCAUCGCCUGUGCUGCUUCCCUGGCUCUGCGAAGGAAAGGUCUCGCGCCAAGGCCCCAUCGGCAUCUGAGGUGCCAGGAUGGUGGGGGAACUCCGCUACAGGGAAUUCAGAGUGCCUCUGGGGCCUGGAUUGCAUGCCUACCCUGAGGAGCUGAUCCGCCAGCGGGUGGGCCAUGAUGGGCAUCCUGAGUACCAGAUCCGAUGGCUCAUCCUCAGGCGAGGAGAUGACGGGGCUGGGGGCUCUACCCAAGUGGACUGCAAGGCUGAACACAUUCUACUGUGGAUGUCUAAUGAUGAGAUCUAUGCCAAUUGUCACAAGAUGCUGGGCGAGGAUGGUCAGGUCGUCGGGCCCUCCCAGGAGUCUGCUGGAGAGGCUGGGGCCCUGGACAAAUCAGUACUGGGGGAGAUGGAAACAGAUGUGAAGUCCCUGAUUCAGAGAGCCCUUCGGCAGUUAGAGGAGUGCGUGGGCACCAUUCCUCCUGCCCCUCUGCUUCACACUGUCCAUGUGCUCAGCGCCUAUGCCAGCAUUGAGCCCCUCACAGGGGUUUUCAAAGACCCGAGGGUCCUGGACUUGCUUAUGCACAUGUUGAGUAGUCCUGAUUAUCAGAUGCGCUGGAGUGCAGGCCGAAUGAUCCAAGCCCUGGCCUCUCAUGAUGCUGGGACCCGGACCCAGAUCCUUUUGUCACUGAGUCAGCAGGAUGCCAUUGAGAAGCACCUGGAUUUUGACAGCCGCUGUGCUCUGCUGGCCCUGUUUGCACAGGCUACACUCUCUGAACACCCCAUGUCUUUCGAAGGGAUUCAGCUGCCACAGGUCCCAGGAAGGCUGCUCUUCUCACUGGUGAAGCGCUAUUUGCAUGUCACCUCUCUCCUGGAUCAGCUGAAUGACAGUGCUGUGGAACCAGGCCUCCAGAACAACUCUGCUCCUGAGGAGUUGAAUGGGGAGAGGAGCCGGCUGGAGCUGGAAUACAGUCUGGCCAUGGGCAGCCUAAUCUCAGAGCUGGUGCAGGCAAUGCGCUGGGACCGGGUCUCCAGCAGACGAGGGAGCUGGGCACGCCCCCCCUGUUCCAUCUUCCAGCCCCACCCAGCAGAUGCAGAGCAGGGAUUCCCAGAUGCCCAGGCCCAGCCUGUGCUCAGGAGGUCCAGGCGGUUUCGCUCUCGCUCUGAGUUUGCAAGCGGCAAUACCUAUGCCUUGUAUGUGCGGGAUACACUGCAGCCAGGGAUGCGAGUGCGCAUGCUGAGCAAUUAUGAGGAAAUCAGUGCUGGGGAUGAGGGCGAGUUUCGGCAGAGCAACAGUGGUGUGCCCCCUGUGCAGGUGCUGUGGGAAUCGACAGGCCGUACCUACUGGGUCCAUUGGCACAUGCUAGAGAUCCUGGGCUUUGAGGAAGACAUUGAAGAUGUGGUUGGGGUUGUGGAGUACCAGGGGGCAGUAAUCAAUGGAACCCUUGGUAUGGCCCUGCCCUCAUGGCGGUGGAAGCCCAUUGUGGAACUCUAUGCGGUGCCUUACGCGCUGCCCGAGGAUGAGGAUGCUGAGGAGAUUGAGCACCUGACCCAGGCCGAGUGGUGGGAGCUCCUCUUCUUCAUCAAGAAGCUGGAGGCUCCUGACCAUCAGGAGGUCCUCCAGAUCCUGCAGGAGAACCUGGAUGGGGAGAUUCUGGAUGAUGAACUCCUGACUGAGCUGGCAGUGCCCAUGGAGCUGGCCCAGGACCUGCUGCUGGCUUUGCCACAGCGGCUCGAUGACAGUGCCCUCCGGGAUCUACUCAACUGCCGGGUCUAUAGGAAGUUUGGGCCCGAGGACCUGGCAAGGCAGCUGACCUACCCGCCCCUUCUGGAAGCCCAGCACGAUGCCAUACUGCCGGAAGCCCAGGCCCAGAAAUCAGAAGAUGCAGCCAGAGCAGAAGCAAAAGAACCCAAGACUCAGUGUUCCACCAGUCCCCUGCAGCAUCUGGUGAAGGGUUAUGGUCCAGCGGGAAAAAUACUCCUGGAUCUGGAGCGAGCCCUCAGUUCGGAGGGCACCCAGGAAAGUGAGGCCAAACCACUCGUGCUGCAGCUCCAGCGGCAACCCCAGCCCUUCCUCAUGCUCAUGCAGAGCCUCAGCACUCCAGCCUCCCACAGGGCCCUGCACCUAAUCGCUUUGAGAAUCCUGAUGCGGCUGGUGGACUUUCCUGAGGCGCUGCUGCUGCCCUGGCAUGAGGCCAUGGAUGCUUGCAUGGCCUGCCUGCGGUCCCCAAACACUGACCGAGAGGUGUUGCAGGAACUGAUCUUCUUCCUGCACCGUCUGGCCUCAGCAAGCAAGGACUAUGCCGUGGUGUUGAACCAGCUAGGUGCCCGAGAUGCCAUCUCCAAGGCUCUGGAAAAGCACUUGGGGAAGCUGGAGCUGGCUCAGGAGCUUCGGGACAUGGUGUUUAAGUGUGAGAAGCAUUCCCACCUCUACCGGAAACUCAUCACCAACAUCCUGGGAGGCUGUAUCCAGAUGGUUCUGGGCCAGAUUGAAGACCACAGACGAACCCAUCGGCCCAUCAACAUCCCCUUCUUUGACGUGUUCCUCAGAUACCUUUGCCAGGGCUCCAGUGUGGAAAUGAAGGAGGACAGAUGCUGGGAGAAAGUUGAGGUGUCUUCCAACCCUCACCGGGCCAGUCGACUGAUGGACCGCAAUCCCAAGACCUACUGGGAGUCCCACGGCAGCGCUGGCUCCCACACCAUCACCCUGCACAUGCGCCAGGGCGUCCUCCUCCGGCAGCUGGCUCUACUGGUAUCCAGCGAGGACUCAAGCUACAUGCCAGCCAGGGUGGUGGUGUUCGGGGGUGACAGCACCAACUCUCUUAACACGGAACUUACCUCGGUCAACGUGAUGCCCGCUGCCAGCCGGGUGAUCCUCCUGGAGAAUCUGAACCGCUUCUGGCCCAUCAUCCAGAUCCGCAUAAAGCGUUGCCAGCAGGGUGGCAUUGACACACGCAUUCGGGGGUUGGAGGUCCUGGGCCCCAAGCCCACCUUGUGGCCAGUGUUCCGGGAGCAGCUAUGUCGCCACACACGCCUUUUCUACAUGGUCCGGGCGCAGGCCUGGAGUCAGGACAUAGCCGAGGACCGAAGGAGCCUGCUACACCUCAGCUCCAGACUAAAUGGAGCUCUGCGCCAGGAGCAGAAUUUUGCUGAACACUUCCUCCCUGACGAGGAGGCCGCCCAAGCCCUGGGCAAGACCUGCUGGGAGGCCCUGGUCAGCCCUCUCGUGCAGAACAUCACUUCCACUGAUGAGGAUGGCAUCAGCCCCCUGGGCUGGCUGCUGGACCAAUACCUGGAGUGUCAGGAGGCUGCCCAUAACCCUCAGAGCCGCGCGGCAGCUUUCUCUUCGCGAGUGCGCCGUCUCACUCACCUGCUGGUACACGUUGAGCCCUGUGAGGUGCCCCCUCCGGUGGUGGCCAUGCCUCAGCCCAAGUGCAGGAAUAGAAGUCAUGACUGGAGCUCCUUGGCUACACGGGGGCUUCCAAGCAGCAUCAUGAGAAACCUGACCCGCUGUUGGCGGGCGGUGGUGGAGGAGCAGGUGAACAAGUUCCUGACCUCAUACUGGCAUGAUGAUGACUUUGUGCCUCGCUAUUGUGAACACUUUGAUAAGCUGCAGAAUUCAAACUCAGAGCUGUUUGGGCCACGGGCCGCCUUCUUGCUGGCGUUGCAGAAUGGCUGUGCUGGGGCUUUGCUGAGGCUCCCCUUCCUCAAAGCAGCCCACGUGAGUGAGCAGUUUGCCCGGCACAUCGACCAGCGAAUUCAGGGCAGUCGGAUUGGUGGGGUCCGGGGUAUGGAGAUGCUGGCACAACUGCAGCGAUGCCUGGAAACCGUGUUGGUGUUCUCUGGCCUGGAGAUAGCCACAACCUUUGAGCAUUACUACCAGCACUACAUGGCAGACCGACUCCUGGGCGUGGGCCCGAGCUGGCUGGAGGGGGCUGUGCUGGAGCAGAUUGGUCCCUGCUUCCCCAACCGCCUCCCCCAGCAGAUGCUGCAAAGCCUGAACACCUCUGAGGAGCUGCAGCGCCAGUUCCAUGUCUACCAGCUCCAGCGGUUGGACCAAGAACUGCUGAAGCUGGAUGAUACAGAGAAGAAAAUACAGGUGGGUCACGAGGCCAGCGGCCAGGAAAAUGGAAGAGAGGUAGAGGAGGAACCUGGGGCUACAGCAGCAGAAGUAGGGGAGAGAGAGGAGGAGGAGAAUGAGAAUGAGGACCUCUUCUAUGAGGGGACCAUGCCGGAAGUCUCUGUGCUUGUCCUGUCGCCGAGCUGCUGGCCCAUCUCCUCCAUCUGCCACGUGUUGAACCCCAGGACCUGCCUGCCUUCUUACCUGAGGGGAACACUGAACCGAUACUCCAACUUCUACAACAAGAGCCAGAGCCACCCUGGCUUGGAGCAAAGCCCGCAAAGACGGCUACAGUGGACCUGGCUGGGCCGGGCCGAGCUGCAGUUUGGGGACCAGACCCUGCAUGUGUCUACUGUGCAGAUGUGGCUGCUGCUGUAUCUCAAUGAUCUGAAGGCCAUCUCUGUAGAGAGUCUGCUGGAACUCUCUGGACUCUCUCCUGACAUGCUGAAUCCAGCAAUUGGACCUCUCACCUCUUCAAGAGGCCCCUUGGACCUUGAGGAGCAUAAGGAUGCACCUGGAGGGGUGCUCAAGAUUCGUGACGACAGUGAGGAGCCCAGGCCGUGGAGAGGCAACGUGUGGCUCAUCCCACCCAAGACAUACCUGAAAGCAGAGGAUGAAGAGGGCCGGAACUUGGAGAAGAGACGGAACCUUCUAAACUGCAUAAUUGUCCGAAUCCUCAAGGCCCAUGGGGAUGAGGGACUACAUAUUGACCAGCUUGUCUGCCUGGUGCUGGAGGCUUGGCAGAAGGGCCCGUGUCCUCCUCGAGGUUUGGUCAGCAGCCUGGGCCAGGGCUCUGCCUGCAGCAGUACAGACGUUCUCUCCUGCAUCCUGCACCUCCUGGGUAAGGGCACAGUGAGACGCCAUGAUGACCGGCCCCAGGUGCUGUCUUACGCUGUGCCCGUGACGGUGAUGGAGCCUCACACCGAGUCCUUGAACCCAGGCUCAUCGGGCCCCAACCCUCCCCUCACCUUCCACACUCUGCAGAUUCGUUCUCGGGGCGUGCCCUAUGCCUCCUGCACCAGUACCCAGACCUUCUCUACCUUCCGGUAGCCCUCCCUGGAGGUGUGGUCAGAGGAAGGUAGGACAGGGGCUUUCUACAGAAAUAAAAUGCAGGAGUUUGAUGAU
This is a messenger RNA of Chrysochloris asiatica (Cape golden mole), 5245 nucleotides long. It is a transcript of the gene CUL7, whose product is annotated as cullin 7. The transcript is spliced from 26 exons. The coding region runs from base 83 to 5170 and encodes 1695 amino acids. Gene Ontology annotation, cellular component: Golgi apparatus. NCBI's taxonomy places the organism in Eukaryota, Metazoa, Chordata, Mammalia, Afrosoricida, Chrysochloridae. Gene Ontology annotation, molecular function: ubiquitin protein ligase binding. Gene Ontology annotation, biological process: ubiquitin-dependent protein catabolic process. The record is from RefSeq and is a predicted model, not a curated record.